Styela clava is the source of this 2870-nucleotide messenger RNA. RefSeq names its product transcription factor Adf-1-like. The record is from RefSeq and is a predicted model, not a curated record. Gene Ontology annotation, biological process: regulation of transcription by RNA polymerase II. Gene Ontology annotation, cellular component: nucleus; transcription regulator complex. NCBI's taxonomy places the organism in Eukaryota, Metazoa, Chordata, Ascidiacea, Stolidobranchia, Styelidae. Gene Ontology annotation, molecular function: DNA binding.
UGCAGCGAAAAACAAUGUAUUUUCUUCAAUGUACAGAUCUACCUGUAGUUUCCAAACAAUGUCAUUCGAGGAAUUAUUAAUAAAUGAAGUUCAAGCUAGGCCAUGUUUAUAUGACAUGAGUCGGCAAGACUACAGGGAUAUGAAUUUAAAAUCAAAUAACUGGGAGGAGAUUGGAGCAUUGCUCGAUGUUACAGGACAGCAAGCGAAAGAAAAAUGGAAGAAUUUGAGGGAUAAGUUUGUUAAAAUUAAAAACAAACAUGAGAGUAUUAGAUUCGGAGCACCUGGGAGCGUUGCACUAAACACUAAAUGGGAACUAUUCGACAACAUGAGUUUUUUAGAUUCAUUUGUGCAGCAUCGAAAAACGGCGUCAAAUUUUGAUUCCGAUGUCACUCAAUCAGCUGUGAUAGAAGAGGAAGAAGUGGCUAGGUCAUCAAACGAUAUUUUUUUCACACCACCUCCUAAAAGAAGAAAGGAGGAAGUAAAUAUGAAGAUUUUUAACAUCCUGGAGAAGGAUGAUGACCCCGACAAACAGUUCCUUCUUUCGCUUCUACCACAGCUGAAAAGACUUUCUCCUGAACGUGCAUCUUCGUCAAAGUUGAAAAUCAUGCAAUUACUUCACGAUGCUGAAUUCAGGAAAUGAUUUAAUUUUCCACUUGUAAAAUAAAAUCAAUUAAAACAGUGUAAGUCUCAAUUACUAUUACUAAAUUAAAUUCACAAUCACUUGAGAAAACUUUGAAAAUACCAUUUAUGUAUCUAUAACAAUGUAUUCUUUUUAUUUAUUUUGGCCAUUCCUGAUUACAUCACUGUGGACUCGUGGAGUAAUUGCAUGAUUUUCAUCUUGCUGCUUCGGUCAUUUUCUUCCAUUUAUCACAAAUUCUUUUUUCAAGUAAGUUUAUUUCCAAGUAUUGUAAAAUGCAUUAUGUCACACAUCACAGAGAGAAGAUCAUUUAUCACAUUAUUUUGAAUAAUUGUUUUUUUUCAAGUCGAUUUGAGCUUAAAAUAAUAACUUAUAGCAUGUCGAAUGUAUAUUCAUUUUGUAAUAUGUUCUUCCAACGAUCACAACUGAACUAGAUAAAAAUAACUUUUUUUCAUGCCAUUCUGACUUUUUGUAAUUGCCAAGCUUCAUUAACCAUGAAAUAAUUCUUGAAGUUGUCACGAACUGACGCUGCUUCCAGGGACACAAAACUAUUGCCCUCUUGUUCAUGCUAAUUCCCUUUCUAGGGCAGAGUUUCCCAAACUGUGGGCCGCCAAGGUCUUGAAAGUGUGCCGCAAAUUGUCACAAAAUUCCUAAGAUUUUUGCAACAUGAACUUUAUUACAUUUCAAAUCAGUAAUGAGAGUAGUUCGAUACCACACUUAUAUAGGAUGACCCCAAAAACGGACCCAGUCCAUUUGAAGCAUAUUGCAGGGUUUCUGUUUUUUUGGGUUACCCUAUAUAAAGAUUUAUUUCGCUAUUUUCACCGAUAGGUGAUAUAAUAUGGCACACUUCUCUAAUAUAUGUGUUAUACGUUUCCAAUGCCAACCCAACAAUGCAAGUUUGUAGUUUCUGUCAGUAUACCAGUAAAACAUAUGCAAUACAAUAUAUAUAGUACAACAAAAUAUUUUUCCAUUUACAUGAUUUCGUGAAUAUUAAUUUUCUGCGCUGACAAAAAUUAAAAGCUAAAAACGAUGAAGACUUGUUACAGUUGAACCGCGAAAUCCUAUUUUAAUCUUAUUUACUGUCAAAACGCAUGAUAUUUAAUAAGGAUAAGGGAUUUAUCAGUUUUAACUGUGCCGUGACUUUUUAAUCUUGUUGUUAGUGUGCCGCAAUCUGAAAAAGUUUGGGAACCUCUGCUCUAGGGUGACUAUUUUAUUUCUAUAUUCAUAUUUGAUUUAAUAAGCAUUGUAUUUUUAUUUCAUAUUUUUUUCAUGCUGUGUUAGACCCAUCUAGGUGUUGCUGCUCAAUAACCAGUACUGUUUUUUUAGCAUCUCCAUCCACCCUGUAAAUGCUAUUCUUAUUUUGUUCUACAGGUAUAUGUGAGUUGCGUAUGUAUCCUCAGCAUUGGUGGAAAAAUAAAUUAAUGAUUAUGUUUUGUCCCUCUCUAGAUCUUCGCAACCCACUUCACCUACCUCUGUCAAUAUAUGGUGUCUUACAAAAUUAUGCAAACAGCAUGCUGCCUUCACAACCAACUCUCCGUUUUGUGGUGACACACCCAUUGGCCUUCCUAAAAACUUUCCACGCAUUAUACCAAAUGCAUUUUCUACUACACGUCUUGCCCUGGAUGGCGCAUGGUUGAAAACUUUUUGAUCAAUCAGCAAAUUUCUUCCUGGUUAAGGUCUCAUUAAAUGCUCCUGGAGUGGGAAAGCCUCAUCCCCACUAUCACAUAUGAAGCCCUCUUCGAAGUUUUAAGCAAGCGUUGUUUCACCAAGCAAAUUCAGGGCCCUUUCAUUUAAGAGCUUACAAAGACCUGAGUGGGAGAGAACACUUCCAUCGCUCUGAAUUUGUAUGCGUUUCCCAUCUAUGCUCCCGAUGCGAUUUGGGAAAUUUCACCUUUUUUUCAUACUCAUCUGCGAUUUUCUCCCAUUUUCUCACUGUUCACGGAUUUAAGUAUUCCUCCUUGAGCGAUUGCCUGGCAUGUUUCUCUAACUAUUCCAGAAGCAGUUGAUUUAGAUGUUCUGUAGGAGUCCGCAAUUGUUGUGUACCAGUCUCGUGUUGCUGAAAAUCUGAAAUUUGUUGUACAUGCAGACGAUACAGUUUUAUUGUAUAUUCAAUAUUUGAUAAGUAUAUUCACUUAGUUUGUUUGUUAAUAUUACUCUGUGGAUAUGUAUUUUUUUUGAAUAUUUUCGUAUACAUAUUUUUUGUUACCUUAUUGAAUAUAAACUUUCAUAUUGC